AUGGAGGGCGUAUCUACGCGGGAACCGGCGCUCUUGGCGCCAGAAUCCCCUGCGCCGGUGCCCCCCCCUCCGCCGUCAUCGCCGCAGAGCCUUCUUCUCUCCCCGGCACUGAGCAUCGACGAGGCGUCUCUUCGUCUGCAGGAAGCCACAGGCGCUGAGGUCAGCCGGGCGGCGGCGGGCGACGGCAGCGUGGCUGCCUCCGAGUCCCCCGAAGACGCCACGGCGGGCACAGGAGCCGCAGCGACUGGUUCGAGCACCAUGCCCAAUUCGGCUUCCCUUGCGGCGCCACUCAUGUGUCGCUUCUCCCGCACGCUUGUGCUCGACACUGGAGCUUUCUUGCGGCUUAAGCGGCUCGAUCAGUUCGGCCGUCGAUUCGUCGUCCCCCCGAGUGUGCUGGAAGAAAUCCGCGACGCCCGCGCCCGAGCGCAUCUCUCCGGCGUGACGCUGCUGCACCCAGACGCAGAGCUUCCCUCGGUGGCGACAGCGAGUGAGGCAGACAAACGGUGGGCGCGCAAGUUCGCGCAGAUGACCGGAGAUCUGGGCAGCCUCAGCGACACAGAUCUCGACGUCAUCGCCCUAACGUACAUGCUUCAGAGGCAGACGGGCAGAGUGGAGAAGCUGCGCACAAAGCCGCUGGACACCGUCGUCGUCAAAGAGGAGGAGACACACAAGAAGUGGGACGAGCAGGACUGGGGCAAGGACGAAGGCUGGAUCGGUGAGGACCCCGAAGAGGAAGCCGAAGAAGAAGAAGACGUAGAAGAGGGGGCGGAAGAAGCGGAAGAAGACACCCAAGAGACGGACGAAGCAAAUGACAAACGAGAGUUUGGUCCUUGCGCGCCCGGCGCAGCAGAGCUGCCAACGGCUGCUGCAGGGAUCUCGUCGUCGCCUUCUGCAGGUGCGGAAACGUCGCCCUGUUCUUCGGAUGCGCCGCUUGAGGCUCGAGCCUGCGGCAUCCACGAAAGCAGAGAAAUUGUCGAUGUCGCCGCCGACGAGGACGACGGUGAGGGGACCUGGGUCACGCCAGAGAACUUCCAAAGAGUCAGACGGGGCAUUGAAGGCAUCUGCUCAAGCGCCACAGAAGAAGAAGCUCUCGUCGCCUGCAUGACAACCGAUUACUCAGUCCAGAACGUCCUCCUGCACAUGGGGCUGCAAGUCGUCACGAUCGACGGCCUCGCGAUCCGCUCGGUGAAGACCUGGGCUCUCAUUUGCAGAGCCUGCCACUUCGUCAGCCGAGAAGUCACGCGCCUCUUCUGCCCCAAGUGUGGCCAGCACGCAGUAGACCGCGUCCCGGUCACUCUGAGCGAGGACGGACUCGUCGUGCACGACAACCGGAAAAAAAAGUCGACGCGAGGCAACGUCCACUCCCUUCCGAAGCCCAGAGGCGGGCGACAUGAGAAACAGCUGAUUCUGGCUGAAGAUCAACUCAUGAUGGGAGGGCGAGACCGGCUACUGCGUCACCAGCAACGGUUGUGGGAGACGGAGAAGGCUGCACAUAAUCCGUUCAGUGAGGAUUUUGCGUUCGACGCAGCGUCUGCAUGGCACAUGCGCGCUCGAACUCGAACAGGGAAAUUAGCAGCGGGGGCUCAUGCCCCGCGUGUGGUGGUUGGGCUGGGCCCCGGCAACCCGAACAGCAACAGAUGGGUCAAAAGACACUCGCGAGCUAAGGGGAAAUGA
Messenger RNA from Besnoitia besnoiti, 1674 nucleotides. Its product is annotated as Nin one binding (NOB1) Zn-ribbon family protein. Gene Ontology annotation, cellular component: preribosome, small subunit precursor. The transcript has 4 exons. Gene Ontology annotation, biological process: maturation of SSU-rRNA; ribosomal small subunit biogenesis. Lineage: Eukaryota; Apicomplexa; Conoidasida; Eucoccidiorida; Sarcocystidae. The coding region runs from base 1 to 1674 and encodes 557 amino acids. Gene Ontology annotation, molecular function: RNA endonuclease activity. The record is from RefSeq and is a predicted model, not a curated record.